Molecule: messenger RNA, 3485 nt
Organism: Amoebophrya sp. A25
Lineage: Eukaryota; Dinophyceae; Syndiniales; Amoebophryaceae
Source: the annotation of a GenBank genome assembly
AGAAGACAAGCCUUUAAAGCAAAGUCCUGCAUUGACACUGAAGCUACAAUUGUAAGUAUUUGAUGAAUUUCAAUAGAAUAACAGAAAGCGCUUAUAAUUAAAUAAGAACCGAAAAAACUAUAACUAUAAGUAUAACUACCAAAUAAGAUGAGCAAAGCCAAAGGACCAGAACAAGGACCGCCUCUUCAGCGGUUCGACUUUUCACCGUCCAAGCGGUUGUUUCGGAGUCUCGAAAUGCGUCGACUAGAAUUUGGACCUCCAGCAGUGACAGCCAGUGCUCGACCACAUUACAGCAACAAACAGGCUGCGACGGGGUCGACUGAUCUUUAUGAAGACUACUAAAAAUCUUUGAUUUAGAUUAUGGAUUCGCACUAUCUUACACCCCCAUCACACUUUCUGAAGACUAGUAUGUCCGAGAUUUCAGUCAGGAAUGCAUUUGAGUGUUCUCAGCUUCAACCUCUUUCUAGUUAGUAGUAGAUCUAUGCACACCACGCAUAGUACUUGUACUAUUUCUUCCUGCUGACUCUAACACCUUUCAACCCGCAGCGUUGUGAAAUAUGUUGAUCCUGUUGGGAAUAGUCGCAGUGGUUGGCUCGACAACAGUGGGACACUGUUUAAGAACUGGGGUAGUCGAGGGGUCGUCACGUCACGAAACGCAGAUCAUCUUCUCAGUAAGAGUAAUGCUAAUAUACCAGGAACUUCGGCCGCGCCUGGUGUUUGUUCUCCUGUUUCUGUGGUUGUACCACGUCCUACAACUGCACAUUCUCCCGACAUCAAUUAUGUUGUCACGAACGCUAUAAAAAAUGCAACUAGAUCUCCUGCCCUAGCUGCGCCUCGCAGCUCUAGAAACCACAAUCGAAGCAGAUCACGCAGUCCCAGUGCCCAUCAUCAACUAAACCGGAUCCCACUUCGAAACAGUAAGUCGUCAUCCCCAGUUGGCGUGAGAACGAAGAAUGUUGACGUGCAACUACCAUUAGGAACAAAUGAUAAUGCAGAUGUUCUUCUUGCAGCAUCCACACCGUUGAUUACAACAAUAAAAUCCACUAGCACGACAUGUGCAACGCAGAGCGUACCAAUAAAUCAUGGCACCACUAUUUGUGCUGGCCAACAAGACCUUGCACUUUGUCAUCCUGCCAGUCACGACCCUGCUCGACCCCUGAUGACCGCAACAAGAACUUCUGCACCGAUAUCAUCGUCUUCAAGAAACAACAACAACUUCCGAUCCCGCCUAUCCAUCGAAGAGCAAAACCGUCGCUACGGUGAGGAACGUCAUGUGAUAUUGUCGGAGAAGUAUCGAAUUUUACAAGAGCACUCAGUCAAGAUGCGUGCUCGGAUAGGGGAUUGUGAGCGGACAAUAGCACAAUUGAAAAAGAACCUGGUCGAUGCACAAAGACAGAAUUCAGCACAAAGCGAAGAACUGCGGACGUGGGAAGACCGGUAGCUAAUAUAGAUGUCGUGCUAGAAUCUGUUAUUUUUAUGUAGAAUUGUUACUUACUCAUACUCAUCUCAUGCCUCUCUUCUCCUGUUACCGUCUCAGUCUUCUCGGGCACUUAUCUCACGCUUACCACGUGGUUGCUACUACGAAGAUCAUUUGGAACAAUAAUAAAAGAUUCAUACAGUGCCUUGCGUGAGCGGCAUUAUCUGGAGUCACAAAUUGAGGGCCGGGCAAAGGAAAACUCACUGCUGCUAAACGAGAGCGUGAACCUCCGGGAUGCGUGCGAUCGAGAGCUCAUCCAGUAUAAGCGACAGCUUUUAAAGCUUACGUUUAUAAUACCACAUUUAGAUGAAUAGCUAUAGGUUUAGGUAGUAGAAGUAGAACAAGUAGUGCUGGUCACAGUUAGCGAGUUGUAGGUCAUUUACACAGUCACGACAGUUCCUUAUUCUUACGGUUUAACUCUUACGACUGAGUUAGGUGCCUACUAGACCAGAUAGUCUAGUAGCCAAUCUCGUCCUCGUUCUUCUUCAUUCCCCGACGUCGCCCACGCUCGCAUCGACAAGCUAGAGGCUGAAGUCGCGCAAUCGCGGAACGCUCAGAAGGAGACGAGGAAGAUGGACUCGCUUUACGCCUACGGUCUUGAAGCUGAAAAACAACAUCUAGAAUCCACUUGUCAACGUAUACAAGAAGAGAAGGCAGCUCUAGAACAGGAAGCUUUAGAACGAAAAGGCGAGGUCCUUGACAUUCGCAUGCAGAAUGCAACUUUGACGUUACGAGUGCGAGAGUUGGAACGAAAGCUUGGCUUCGCAACAUCUGCAGCGCAGGUUGCGCAUGAAAAAGCGACUGAGGAAUUGCGCGACGCUUAUCGGAAAGAAAUCACGACCUUGCAGAACCACAUACAACGACAACAGAAGGAGAUUCGGAGAAGCAGUGGGCAAUUUCUUGGUGCAGGAGGUCCUGAACCUCAUGCUGGAAGUAGUGCGAGCCAGCAAGAAGAAGUGGAUGAUGCCGAUGAGCGUAUCAAGCGUGUAGUAGAGAAGGUGGAAAGAAGUGUAGCGCAGAAACGACCACAAGAACCUGUACUGGAAAUGACUUCAAAAACCACUACUUCAAAUACUUCUACAGCCUUUCUUGCCAGACAUCAGAAUACGAAAAGUACAGAAGAACCAUCCUGCUCCACAUCCACUACGGAGGAAGAAGAACAGCUGCUAGUCCACCCGCCAACUCGAAGCGAAUUAGCUGCUCGGAGGCUUAGCGAAUUAGACCGAAACCUGUUAUCUCUGUCGGAGUCAGCGCGUGGAGCUGGCCACGAUUCGACGCUUUUCGGGCUGUCGACACCUCCGACUUUGCCGUAUAACUACACUUCCAUAGGUGGAGGGGGAAGUGCAAUCAAAAUGGGACAUGAAGAAGUUAGUGCGGCGCAAGAACAAGGGGGCGCCGCAUUCCACAGUAGUACAUUUCGAGUGCCGGAGCAACAUGAGCCUCCACCUCUAUCGUCGGAACAACUAGACAUGGAGGAAACUUCACCAACCAAAAAGGUUUUGAAGCCUUCUUUCUCGCAGAUCUUAGAAUUGACGACCGAGAAGUCACUUCAAGCGGAGUCGGAAGGCGGCGGGGUGCCUGUACCACGACAUCCUGACAUGGAUUCAUCACAGCUGUUGAUUGAGCUCUAGGAGCUCUUUUUGAUUGAAACUAUCAUGUUUUGUCUUGAUUUUGUUUUUGCCGUUGGUGAAGUAAACUCAUUACUUUUUGAAGUUGCAUAUGGUUGCGAUGCAGGGGAUGCAUCUGUCAUAAUGGGGGAAUACAGGAGGUUAGUAGUGGGCCGCUACAAGAACUCAUCAAGUAUGUUACCAGUACGCGCAGAACGAGAAGUAGUUUUAUGAGGUAAUGAAGAAGGAUGGUCUUACUUUUUGCAGCUUAAGCCAGCUUCUCCGUCAGCGGUAAGGCCACUUGUUGCGGCAUCAGGGCGGGAAACAUUGCAAAAAUUGUCGAGAAGGGUAAGUGACCUCUUGAGUAGAACUAAACACUCCUGAAAAAUAAAAGUGGAAAC